AUGGAACCCCUAGGCAGAGCUCAGGUACUACUUCAAUGUGACCUAUGUCAAAGCACUGUUUUACAGAGUCAUUGUGAAAUUUGUCAGAUUAACUUGUGUAGGGACUGUGUUGGGGAACAUCUCUCUGAUUCAUCACAAAGACACAAUGUUAUACCGUACAAAUAUAGAUUUCCUGCCCCUUACUACCCAAAAUGUCCUGACCACAAUACACAUUGUGAGUUUUAUUGUGAAGAAUGUGACAUUCCUGUCUGCUCUACCUGCAAAUCCUCUGAUAAACAUCAUGGGCAUAUAUUUACAGAUGUUUUGAAAAAAGUACAUUCUAAGAGAAAAGAAUUAGAACACGAUUUUGAAGAACUAGAGGUACGAAUAAAUCCUACAUUUGAAGAAAUUACCCUAGAUUUUAACUCCGAGAAAACAAAAUUUGAAAACCAUUAUGAGAAUCUGACAACAGCUGUCACUGAACAAGAGAAAAACUUUCAAAGGGAAAUUAACAUCAUUGUUAAGAAACAGAAAUCUGAAAUUGAUGAGAUGAAAAACAAACACCUGGUUGCUCUUAAUGAACAUUCAGAAGAAAUAAAACAUAUUACGUCAGAUAUAAAGCAGAGUAUUCUGGAUCUAAAGAAAAUAUUAGACUCCGAUGACGUAUCUCUAAUCUCUGCUUACAAAUCAAGGAAUGAUGAAUUUAGAUGUUUGCCUCCUAAAGUCAAUGUUUCCUUACCACGUUUCUCUCCUAAUCAAAUAGAUACGGAACAACUCCAUCAAACUUUUGGUUCUCUGUCAGCAAUAUCCAUUACAAAAGAAGCACAUAGCAACACAUUAGAGACCCCAGAAGCUGCAUCCUGUCCCCAAGCCAAACCACUACUUGAUGCAGCCGAGGUUAUCACCAGCAUACAAACAAAGUUUACAAUCUUACAGAAUGUUUCCUGUCUCAGUGACAAUGAAAUCUGGACACAUGGUAUGGAAAAUAUCAUGAAACUCUACAACCUCCGGGGUGAAAUAAUUAAAUCAAUCAAAACCCAGUCAGGAAACAAUCCACGUGACAUAACAGUGACAAGAAAUGGAGAUCUGGUCUAUGUUGAUAUUGAAAUAAGUACUGUUAACAUAGUGAAGAAUAAAGAGAUUCAAGAAAUUAUUAGAGUUCGGGGAUGGAAACUUCAUAAUAUUUGUGGAACAACCACGGGCGACCUCCUGGUCACCAUGGACAGUGAUUUUCGUGAACAUGCAAGGGUUGUCCGUUACUCUGGUUCUACGGAGAAACAAAUUAUUCAGUUUGACAGUAACGGUAAAUCUUUGUACUCACAUGGUUAUACGAAAGAUAUAGUUGAGAACAGGAACCUUGAUAUCUGUGUGGCUGACUAUGAAGCAAAGGCAGUAGUGGUCGUCAACCAAGCUGGAAUCUUCCGAUUUAGAUACACUGGACAUCGCCCUUUUACCUCAGAACCAUUUGAUUUCAUCGGAAUCACAACAGACAGCCAGAGUCGCAUCCUGACAUCAGACCGCAGAAACAACUGUAUCCACAUCCUAGAUCAAAACGGACAGUUACUCCUUUAUAUUGAUAAUUGUAAUCUACAUUUACCAUGGGGUUUAAGUGUUGACAACAGGGACCACCUCUUUGUUGCUGAAUGUCACAGUCAUAGAGUGAAAAAAAUCAAAUACACGUAAAUAAUUCAA
Messenger RNA from Saccostrea cuccullata (small rock oyster), 1671 nucleotides. RefSeq lists its product as uncharacterized. The record is from RefSeq and is a predicted model, not a curated record. Lineage: Eukaryota; Metazoa; Mollusca; Bivalvia; Ostreida; Ostreidae. Gene Ontology annotation, biological process: negative regulation of translation; proteasome-mediated ubiquitin-dependent protein catabolic process; protein polyubiquitination. The transcript has a single exon. Gene Ontology annotation, molecular function: ubiquitin protein ligase activity; protein binding; zinc ion binding. Bases 1 to 1662 code for a protein of 553 amino acids.